Molecule: messenger RNA, 6842 nt
Organism: Purpureocillium takamizusanense
Lineage: Eukaryota; Fungi; Ascomycota; Sordariomycetes; Hypocreales; Ophiocordycipitaceae
Exons: 1
Coding region: 1707-6371 (1554 amino acids)
Source: RefSeq, a predicted model, not a curated record
GUUGAACCACACCUCGCCUCAUAUGCAGGCGGACAGGGACAUGGCGACCCCGCAAACCGCUUCAAGACCUGCCUGGGCAGUCUGUACCUACCAGGUACUAGCACCGAGGCAAAGCCGCUCGUAGUGCCCGGCAGGUGCUGUAGGACGGCACUACAGGUACCUUAGUACAUCCGCGGUGGGCAGGAUAACAUGGAAGCGCCGUACCGAGUAUAGUACCUAUACCUCUCUCUGGUUCCAACUCCCAUCCAUCCAUCCCAAUUGUACAAGCAGCAAGUCCUCUCUCGCCAUCCAUUCACACAGCGCAGCACCACUACCAGCAACCCAGCCAGCCAGCCAGCCAGCCGUCCGCCGCUGGCUCCUCUCAUCGUCUUCGCGAGCGCAACUUCCUCUUUCUCCCUAAACCUCCUCGCGUGGCCGGCUCUCCUCCCUUUCCCGUCUCUCCUCUCCCCUCCCCUCCCCUCCUCUCUCUCCUCUUCUCAUCAUCUAGACCAGCCAGCGACGGCCUCGUUACCAUCUUUCCGUCUCUCUGUUCGUCUACCUGCGACGGUGCGACUUCAUCGCUUCCGCGCUGCGUUGCCCGGCUUGCGCUCUUCAGAGCCCUUCAAAUCGACCCGGGCUUCUCGUCGUGGCUGGCCUCGAUCCCGAACCCCCCCUCCCCCUCGUUCGCCACCAUCUAUCCACCGCGCCGGAUCCAAGGGCCACCCCCGCCUCGCCAUAGCUUCUCACCUGGCAGUCGCCUGCCUGUCCUGCGUCUGAACUGGCGUCGGCGCCUCUCCUUUGUGGCAAAAGCCGUUGCGCAGCAGCAGCCUCCUCUUGCCGCGGCCACGCGAGGUAGCUUCACGUCGAGCGAAGCUACGUCGCGAGCCGCCGGAGCGCUGGCGCUCAAUCUCCUCAUGGGAUCACUAUGAUGCCCAUGCAGCGCUCCUUGUCCUCGCCCGUCUGCACACGUUCCUCUCCCCGUACGUUGCUGGCUGGCGCGCGCGCCUCUGCCUCCCACCGCACGACCCCGCGACGGACCCGUGUUGCUAACCUCUCAUGCCGCUCGUGUAGCCGUGUCGCCUACCGUUGCACACAUCUCGACCUCGCCCACUCCGUCGCCUGACGCGCAUGCAGCGGCCGCUCCCAAGGCUAGGCGCCAAGGGUCGCGCAGCCCGUCCCGUGCGUCCGACGCCACCCACAUCCCACCGCGGCGUCGCGCCGAGGAUUCCCAGCGCCGCGGCCGCACCCAUCGUCAGAGCCCGACGGCGACGUUUCGACGUCCGCUCGUCGCCCAGCUCUCGACACCGUCGCCCGCCGGCGGCGCGCGUCGCGAUGCCAGGGAUCGGUCCGCCACGCCCCCUCGUGCCCAAGCCGACAAGAUCCCCCAGUCCCGGUCCAAGCCUCUGUUGGACGAUCUCUCCUUGUACACGAACCCGCACCUGACCCGCGACAACGAGAGCACCACGCUCGAGGAGCUGGCCCACGUCGUGCGCCUCUCCAAAUACCAGGAGCGCAAGCGCGCCAACACCCGCAUCCGCUUACACAGGAACCUGGUCUCGACCGCCCUCAGCGCCCGGCUGACGAGAUGCGGCGAGAUUGCCCACCGCAACCUGGUUGAUAACUUCCGCAAGGAUGACAAGGAUAGCUUCGCCCUGCUGUACAAUGCCAUUCACGACGUCCGAAAGAGCUGCGACGAGCUGCGUCGAUACGCCUUGCUCGAGCCCGAGAUGGAGUCCCUCUCCUCACCGGCUCUGGCUUCGUCUGACAGCUUGGACACGCCCACUAAUUCCGUAAUCGGCGUUGGACCCCUUCGCUCCAUUGCCCCCUUCUUGCAUGAUAUUUCCGCGUCAGCCAGAGAAACGUUUCUUGAUUUCUUGUCUCAGCUUCGCACCAACCCGGACUACCUGGCCACCCGGAUCUGUGCGCUGACAAGCUCCGAGCUGAACGCCUUCCUCAGCUUUCACAAGGGCUUGGAGCCGGUUGAGUCGGUGCUGCCCUUCCAUGGCCGGUCCGGCACCCGGUCCCACUCGGGCGCACCCGCCCGGAACGGCCACAAUGCCGACAUCGAGCGGCUGCUUUCUUUCCAGCGGCACGACCCGCUGUCCAUCUUGAUCCAUACUUGCUUUGCUAACUCGGCGGGGCCGGACAGCUUAGAGGACCAGCGGAGGACUGACAUCUGGUCCACCGUCUUGGCAAGGCUCAUCCAGCAGCCCAAGUCGAGCAGCGAGCACUUCUUGAUAUCUGUCUUGAACAUUUGGACUGCUAUGCGGGACUGGUCCGGAAAAUCCAACAUGGAGUGGUACCUCAUGAAGAUUCUCGAAGAUGGCGCCUUUCUCUUGGACAGGGCCGAGGACCAGCACGGAACACGCUUCAACCUCUCAGACUGGAACCAGUCCGACGAGCUGGCCGCCAAGGCCUUUUAUGACAAGGCUGUGGACGAACUCUUCGAGCUCAUCGACGACGAGGACGCAACGGGCAUACCCGAGGGCCUGCUGGAGCUCGGCAAUGCCAUCAUCAAGAAGCUCGACAGCAAGUAUGUCGAAAACACGUCCAAAUGGUUUGUUUGGAGAUGUCUCUUCUUUGUGUUCCUCCUCGGGGUCAUUGUCCAUCCAGAGUCGUAUGGAAUGCUGGCCGAAUACCACAUCACGCCCUAUGCCAGGGAGAAGAUUUUGAAAAAGGUCGCCAUGAAGGCCCACGAGUACGUUUCCAGCAUGUGGAGCGGUAAGCCCUCGGCCACUUGCGUUCCUGUUCAGGUACCACCCAAGAUCAAGGCCCACGUGGAAGGCAUACUGGCUAGAUUCCAAGGCGCACGGUCCAAGGUACCCGCUGCCAAGCUGCUUCCUGCUAGGUCCAUCACGUCUUUGAGAGAAACCGUCGAGGUCCACCCAUACCUGGUCAUCAGUCCCGCGGACUUGCUCACGUUGGUGAAUGCCCUGUUCCCCGAGAAGAGACCACUCUCAGCAGGCUCGAGCAUGCGGUCCGGUCAGGUUUCCGUCUCAGGCCUGUCGGCCAUCUCACAGCCCAUCGCCAUGGUGGGUAGCAGGGCCAACUUCGAGACCGCGUCCAUUAUUAGCACCAGUGUUUCCUCGGCACUCAGCGACGGCGCUGCUUCACGCGAGGGCCUUUCGGACGAUCACAAUACGGCUACCCCACAACGGUAUAGCCCCCCAUCUGUCGACCCCGAGGCCCAGAGGCGCUUGAACAAGUACGAGGACGACGGGUACCGUCUGCGGCUCGCCCUUCACGAACUGAGCCAGAAUCUAGGGCCCGAGAACCUGCGGGGAUCCUGCCACCCCUGUGCAGAACGGUGGGCUGUUCUCUUUGUAUCAUCCGAUGGGCGUGCAUUAUCUAUGAACAUGACGUAUGAUCCAGAUGAUGAGCGUGACGAAGAGGAAAAUUCCUCGAGCGUCGAUACGGACGACGAAGAUGGUGAGAGUGGCCCAGAGCUCGACAAGGACUACCAUCAACUCCGAGACUCUAUUCUCAGGCUGGUGGAGGACUACGAGAUACCACGCAGUCUGGAAGCCGACAGCGAGAGAGCCCAGCUGAGCAAUCGCGCGUCGAGACUCAAAAGGUACAAGUCCAGGACCAAGAUCAUCACUCCGGAAAAGACCAUGUCCAGCAGAAACCCAUACCGACAGCACGUCGCCAAGGAACCGACAUCAAGUACCUCGGACGGCGUCGUCGACGAGCCUGAUCCCAUCCUGAUUACCAUGCUCAAGGCGGCUUCCGCACGAUCCAAAGCGCAGGCUGACUUUGUCUCGGCUCACGCAUACUGGAAGACGCUGAAACAACUCAACGCACUGGGGUCCCAGUCUCUCCGCGAGAACGGAUUCGCUGUACUCAUCAACAUAUUCUCCCGUGGCCCCAAGGACUCGAUACGAAGGUCCGCGGCGGCUAUUGAGGAGUACGAUGCGUGGCUGGUGUGGCUCAAGCAGAGCCAAGAGAGGCACGAGGGCCUGAUCGAUCAGAUGAUGAGACGCGUCAGGGCCAUGCGAGACAAAAUGUGGUUCGUCACGGACGUUCGGAACUCUAGGGAGUACGCACACAGCCGCGAUGUCUGCCAGGCGCUCAAGACGAUGGGGAUGCCCCGGCGGUGGAACUCGUUCCAGCGAUCGCGGACCAACACGAGCCGCGGCCAGAGCGCCUCAUAUCUUUACCGCACCGAGUCGCAGGUCAUGGACCUGCUAGCAGCAUCCGAGGAACAGGGCGGGCCAAACAAGCUCAGCGAUGAUCAAGCCGAGAAGACUGCGCUAUGGCUACAACAAUACAACGUGGAAAACUUUUGCCAGAGCGAAGAAAGGAUCCACCGGUUCUGCUGCGAGGUUGACCGCUGCAUCUCACAGCUGAUUGGCGAGACGAUACGCGAAGCACCAGUCUUGUGGUCGAGCGAACUCUACAAGCGCGACAAGAUUGUGUAUGACCGCAUGCGAAUUCGCGAGCGAGAGCAGACCGCGGCGGCGGACGACAGCUCAAGCCUCCUUAGCGAUGGUGACCGCCGCUUUGCCUCGUCGCUGAACCGCUCCGGCGCGUACGCCCGGGAUCUUCGGGGCGUUGGCAGCCAGCACCACCUUGACUCGGCUCGAGCUGGCAGCCGUGCGGGCGCCCAUCUGUCCGACAUCGUGGACGGCCAGGAGUACUUUGAGAAGGCAUCUCCAAUCCACACCAUCGACUCGGCCAGCACGUUCUGGUCGCCAUUCCAGCCUGCCAUGUCCCCCGGCUCGCUAGCCUCGAGAGCCUACUCUCCGACGACCAGCCUCACCAAUCUGUCGACGACAUUCUCAGGACCGCUGUAUCACUCGCAGCUACCAUCAAGCUCCAGUGUCUCUUUUGGGCGACCGGCCACGUCGGCGUCUUCCAACGAGACGGUCUUCCCUCCAAGAGCAGAAGACGAGAAAAGCCGCUUUCUGAACGAGCUAAGGCGGUCGGUGACCAGUUUGCUUCUAUCCGACCUUGGGAACCUGGUACUCGCCCGCGGGUCGGAGACGGAUGUCUGGUUUGACAACCUUGGACAGCAGUGUAUCGACAGGAAAGAAGCGCUCGAUCGACGAGCCCGCCGCCGAUCCGAGAGAAGAGAAAAGGAUAGACAGAGCAAAAGCUCUCCUAGGCCGAGAGUCAUUGAGAAGAAGAAGAGCUGCAAUAACCUGCGCGGCGUUGGAGAUGGAGCAGGCGAGCGAUCAUCUGGCUCCUUGGAGGCGACGACGCCCAAGCCCGACCAGGAAGUUUCAGCCGUCGGCAGCGGUGGUGAUGGGCACGGCCGGCCAAUACAAAAAGAAACGGCUUCCGACUUUCCUUUCAAAAAGGCGUUCCAACGACUUCUCAACAUGUUCUCCGUCCAUCCGAACCCCCAUGCCAAGCUCAAUGCGCUUAACGAGCUGGAGCAUCUUAUCGUGGCAUCGCUGUUGUCCAGCGGGUCGAAACGGCCGAGGGCGAGUCGAUCGGACGCUGGCUCAAGCGUGGUCGUCGCUGAAGAGAACGGGGCCAUCAACCGUCACGCCCAACUGGAAGGCACAAUCGAUAACAUCAAGGAGCGCCGGUCUCAAGCUCUCCAGUCGUCUCUGCCGUCUACAGGGCUGGUCUACCAAUCUCGGCAAUCCAACUCGGAGACGCGGUCCGUCUUGUCGGGAAGCGCAUCCAACACGGACGCAAUCACAAAGGAGCUACAGAUGCUGUUUCGUGACGCGUCCAUCCGGCCAAAAUCAUUGUUCCGCGAUCUCCAGAUGAUAGCGUCAUUCGUCCCACCGAGCAUCCUAGACAAGUCGGACAAGGGAAAGGCGUUUUGGAACACGGGCUUGGCGGCUCUCAAGGUCAAGUCGGAGGUGUGUCGAACCAUGGUGGAGAUGGCCGACGAGAUCAUCGCGGCCCGCGCGAACACGCGCAAGUCGGCGGGCGAGGGAGGCGGGCCCGUGGCGGAGGCAGUUCCCUCGGCGACGGGCACGCCGCCUCCUCCGUCGAGCACAUACAAGAUGGACGACGCAGGGAAGAUGUGGGCGAUUACGGCCAAGGAAGGGUAUGCGACGGCGCAGCGCGAGCUGGCUCUCUUCUACCUGUCGAACCCCGAGUUUGUGGAGAGAACGACGCUCCCGCUGUCCAAGCCCAGGGAGGUUUUCAAGCAGGUGGUCAUGGAGAAGUAUGGACGGACGGAACGGGCGCGAGGCAGCGUGGGAGGACCAAACGCGGGCGGCAUGGGCGGUGGCAGCGGCGGCACGCGGCCGCAGGGCAUGUCGGCCAACGCCCCGGACGGAUUAGCCAUGGGCACGACUGAAGGCGACGUCAGGAACGACGCGGGGAUCAUGUGCGUGGCGGUGCACUGGAUGGAAGCGGCCGAACAAGGCGGCGACGAGCUGGCGUCGAGUUUCUUGCGGCAAAACGAAUUUGCGGGUCUGUCGUGAUGUUGACGACUCUGCUCACACGAUGAUGUACGUGCGUGUACGUACAGGCGGGCGAGCGAGCAAGCGGUCAUGGAAGUGUUAUAUAUGGGAGACGGCGCUCAGGUACACGAUACGACGACUACUUAUAUAUACAUGCACGGGCCAUUGGGCAGGUCGAAGGCGAAUAGAUUGUGGGCAUGGGUCCUUGGCGUCAACUCUCGGGAUGGGAGUCGGAUGAUAGAUGUAUAGGGCGUUAUUGUCUCAACGAGUCGGGCAGGUAGGCUGGCAGGCAUGCAGGAUAGACGAUGCUGGUAGCUUAGUACGGCUGGAACGCCCUGUUUCGCGGGCUUAGGUCUGAAAUGGAGAGGCAAUCUGUCAUAUCAAUGGCAUACGUGCCUGGCGCGAGAUGCACGGCGUAUGUAUGCCUGUGUUGGGUUCCCGAUUUAGGAUUAAAAGCUAGCUGCGACACGACAUGACUAACAAGCAAAGGUC